AUGUCUCGUUUCACGAAUUCCUCUAGGCUCUUCCUAUUACUAAAAAAUGGUUUUAAACGUCCUGCAUAUAUUUUAGGCCGUGGUUUCGUCCCUGUGGGAAUUGAAACCGUUGUUACGAGAUCUCGUUAUUCUACAGCCGCUAAAACUGCCAUAUUUGCUUCAACUUUGGCACUACCAUUUCUUCUAUGCUCACCAGCUAUCAAUGAUUCUGAUAUCAAGGCAUCUCUUGAAAAGACAAUUACAGUGGAUCCUGCUGUCACGCCGUUUCCAUAUGAACUUACACCUGAGUCUGCACCAGUUUCGACAGAUUUCACAAUGCUUGGCUAUGGUGUAAGGACAGUAACAUUCCUAUCUUUCAAAGUUUACGGUAUUGGUAUAUAUGUGGCCACUAAAGAUCUAGAACUGAUCCCCAAAGUAUUGAACUCACAAUUCAUGAAGGCAUUAACUGAUGUCGAUAAAAACUUAUCACACAAGGAAAAUGUUCAAGUUGCUCUAGAUGAUGAUGAGAAUUCCAGGAUUGUGAUUGAUAAUAUACUUGCCGCGGGAGUAAGGAUGGUUGCCAAAAUUACUCCUCUUAGAAAUACCGAUUUUAAACACAUGAAAGAUGGCUUGAUUAAAUCCAUUUUAAAACAUCCGGGGUGUAAAUUAGAUCCAGAAGCUGUUAAAAGAGGGAUUGAAGAGCUAAGGAAUGCCAUUUCGAGGAAAGGUUCAAUGCCAAAGGACAACGAUUUGUAUCUAGAGCUUCUACAAGAUGGCAGUCUUCAAGCUUCAUACUAUGAUAGAAAAAAUGAUAAGUCAAUGAAAAUAGGGAAUGUUUCUGAGCCUUUGAUCGGCAAAUUACUGUUUGGACAAUACUUAAGUGGGGGGAGCCCAUUAUGUGAGAAAGCAAAGUUGACAUCCUCAAAGAAGAUUGUUGAUAUGCUUUAA
Eremothecium sinecaudum is the source of this 927-nucleotide messenger RNA. Its product is annotated as chalcone isomerase domain-containing protein. The coding region runs from base 1 to 927 and encodes 308 amino acids. Lineage: Eukaryota; Fungi; Ascomycota; Saccharomycetes; Saccharomycetales; Saccharomycetaceae. Gene Ontology annotation, molecular function: intramolecular lyase activity. The record is from RefSeq and is a predicted model, not a curated record. The transcript has a single exon.